Molecule: messenger RNA, 3805 nt
Organism: Ornithorhynchus anatinus (platypus)
Lineage: Eukaryota; Metazoa; Chordata; Mammalia; Monotremata; Ornithorhynchidae
Gene: MAB21L4
Product: mab-21 like 4
Exons: 11
Coding region: 1927-3243 (438 amino acids)
Source: RefSeq, a predicted model, not a curated record
AUCCGGGAUUAGUCCCUAGGUCCUUCUGACUCCAAAGCCUGUGGUCUGUCCAUUAGGUCAUGGAUGUAAUGAAAGGGAUCUUUCCAAGGUGAGGGCACUUAACAUCAUACGGAUUUCAUUUUUAGAACUUUAAGAAUCAGAACAUUUUUGUCCCAGUUCACCCUCCUUCUUGGGUAGUCUCAGGACCAGGCUUCAGCUGUCAUUCCUGAUGGGAGACUCCAUCUGCCCACCUAAUUUCUGGAACUCCAUCCCACAGUGUUAGAAUUUUUAAAAGGUUCAUCCCAAAGUAUUUGGGAAAAGUUUGGGGGAGAAGGGGAAACCUGUUGAAGGAUCCACUAGAUUGAGACUCCUUGAAGAAAUGGAUCAUGUCUGAAUUCUAUUAUACUGGACUCUUCCAAGCACUUACUACAGAGCUCUGCACAUGCUGAGAGCUCAAUAAAUACCACUGAUUGAAUCUUGUUUAUUGUUCAGCCCAUUUCAACCUUGAGAUAGUGGCACAAAAUAAGCAUAAAUGCAUCUGUGGUUUGAAAGAUAAUUUGAAAAAUAUCUUGGAUGCUGAAUUGCUCAACGUAAUGGGGAAUCAACUUCAAAUAGUUCACGAGUAGUUUCUUCUGUCAUUAUGUUGCACAGAAGAGAGAAACUUUGAGGACAAAGAUAUGAGGGAUUUAUAGCUUAAAGCACCUUGCUAUUUUAAUGCUGUUUCCUUAUCCUUCACCGCUUUUCCCUUUUGAAAAGUACCAUGACUGUAAACAAGUAUUUCUCUUUGCCUUUUUCUAGGGUGUCAUUCGACAAGCAGUUAUAAUGAAACCAGAAGGAAUGCGAGUAAAUUUUGCCAAAGCUGAGAAGGCAAUGAUAAUCUAAUAGGAAAGGAGAUAUUUCCAGAUGUGUAUCAUGUUGUCUAUGCCAGAUGUAUUUACUCCUAAGUAGCCACAGAUGUUUCAACAUUUUAAAUUAAAAUACACACACACACAUACACACACUGCUCUGCAGCAGGAACAACGGAAACUUCCACAUAAAUAAAGCUCUAUUUUGUGGCCGUAGGAAAUAACUAAGAAGACAGCGGGAAAUUUAGAUAACGGUUUAAAGUGCAUGAAAUGAUUUUUUUUGACCAUUUUUGUUAAUUAGAAAUUUCCUUUUUUCUCCACAGCUGCACAGGGCAAAAAAAAAAACAAACAACAACAAGCUGUUGGCAACAAAGACGCAUCUGUGGACAGUGCUAGCCUGACCGAUGUUUAAGGGAGUAGGGAGGAAAGCUUUCACACUGGCCGUGAGCUCUGGAGGAUGGAUUGAGAAGAAAUGUAUUGGGUGGAGAGAAUAAAACUGGCAUGGGGACCAAGAAAAACAUAAUAGAACAAUUACCUCAAAGGUAAAGAAAACAACCAAAACUCCCCAUUGAACCAGCGUUGGAUCCAUUGUUCGUAUGAUACGUUAUUUUCUUGCAGUUUCUCAAAACUGGGCAAGGGAAGAAAACACAAUUAGAGGAGAGAAAUAACGCAAACCCGUGGACGUGCUGUAGGUGAUCAUGGAUAGUGAUGGGACUUUGAAGAGGGUCAGAGGAAGUUUGAGGCCUCAUGUUCCUUCCAGAGUCAAGGCCUAUGAGUAUGUCAGUAGAGGCCGUCAACCACUCUCCCGGCAGGCUGAACAGGGCCCGGAUGGGGAAAUGGAGUGAAUGAAUCAGAUGAAUCGAACCGUGAUUUAAUGACAUCACAUGACGACGGAAUUUAAGUAUUGUCAUUUCCACAGGUGGUCAUGAUGAUGGUGAGAGUAUUUAUUGAGUGUCCAAUGCAGUGUGCUACGUGCUUGAGAAAGGACAACAGAAGCACAGGCCAGAGCUGCACCAAAUGCACUGAUGUCCUUGUCUGGUUGGCAGGAGAUACAUCGCUAAAGGACUAUCUGUUCCCGGACUAUUAACUCCUGUGCUUAGCCAUGGCUGUGAAGAUCUCCCUCUGGCAUCAUUACAUCCAAGCCAUUCGGUCGCGGGAGGCUCAGAAGAUUCAAGAUUACCAAAGAGCGGAGAAUGUUUUGCUGACCGUGCUGGAGAGAGUCCACGAUAUGGAUUCCAGGUUUAUAGUGGAUUAUUCAAGAGACUUAGAAGCCUUCCAGUUUGCCCUCCGAACCUCCGAGGAUGAAUUAACGAUGGAAGUUCCUCUGCGGGUGAAUGCCGAUGCCCUUCUGGUUAAGGAGAACUCAGAUAAAGAAUCCGAGGAAACUCCAGAAGACACACCAGUCUCCUGUUUGCUAGGGAUUCCCAGGGAAGCAGUUGGCCUGGAAGGGUGGAUGACAGAGGACGUAUUUGGCGCACUGGAUGACCCUGAGUGCAGGGGACACAUUGUUCCUGGAAAGAUCCUCAAGAUUUUGAAGGACCUGCUUGUCGCUGCCAUUGUUCACUGCAAACACCAUAGGCUCAUCCUGCCAGGUGCUCUGAAUGCUGGGAAUUUAAAGGAAGAAAACCUCCAUAUGUCUCUGCUGGUCUCCAGUGGCUGGAGAAUGAUUCGAUUCAACAUUGUGCCGGUGGUGAAGAGAAAUCACAAUAUCCUUAAACUUGAAAGAACCCAACUAACCCAGGGAUUCCCAGAAGACAGCAUGAAGAAAGUCAUAUGUCAGGGGGUUGAUCUCAUCCCAUCAAGCUCUCACCACUGGAGGGUUUCCACCAAUCACCUUCUUUCGAAGCUCCUUGGUAUCGUGGGAACACUCAAGGGUCACCGCCUGGACAGUCUUUCCAUCUUGGAUCGGGUCAACAACGAGAACUGGAGAGAUGGGGGAAAGACAGCAGGCCUCACAUUUACUCAUCUGAAGAUGGUGCUGCUGUGGGCCACCGAAAUAUUCCCCUCCUCUGAGGACUGGGAGGACUUGGAAGGCUCGGUCUACCGACUCCUGGUGAUCUUGCUGUGCUGCCUGGCCACCAGAAACCUGCCCCAUUUCCUGCACCCCGAGCGCAACCUGUUUGAAAGGCAGGAUCUAGACCUGAACUUUCUGUACCAACAAGUGGAGAAAUUUGCCAGUCAACCGGAACUGUUCCUGAAGAUUCACAUCACCCAUCAGAUCACCAGCCCGCAGCGGAUCGACAAUGGCAUCAAAGCCUUCCUGCAACUUCCUGCCAACAACAGAGCCUACUGGGAUACUGCCUAUUUUGAUGUCCUGCUGGACAAGUUCCAGGUCUUCAAUAUUCAAGAGAAAGACCGGAUUUCUGCUAUGCAAAAUGUCUUCUCCAAGACCAAGAAAAUAGGUGAAGUUGGGAGUUGAGAAAAUCAUAAUUUCAUUCCUAGGAACUCUGGACUUAAUGGGUCAUUCUUGGAGCUUUCCUACGGUAUUUAAGACCUCCCUCUUCCAGGACUUCCUUGUGUGGUGAAUUUCUAAACGCUCAGAGAGCAGCUGCAAAUUACACUAAACUGUGAAUGGGCCUCAGCUUCUAGGACCGGCCUGCAAUUUACCCUUCAGUUUUAUUCUUUAAGAAGAGGUGAUGGGAUAUGUCAGGACUGCAGACCUCGCCACUGCAGUGCUCGUAUACUGAUCGUGAUGUUUUCUCCCUAGAAAUUGAUUCCCAAGCCAAGUUGCAAGACUCGUAGUGUUUUCUGCUUCCCCAAACCAGCAUGAUUCUUGUUUGAAUCUUCCCCUUAUAUGGCGAUGUAUCCACAUUAAUUAAAAUAGCUUGCAAAGCACUUUGGAAAUAGAAGGGCUAGAACGAGAUAGAGGGCUUCAUUAUACGUUCCGUAUGUACACGUGUUUCUCCUCAGUGAUGUUGCGUUGCAUCUUUGGGCUUUAAUAAAUAUAUGCCAAGGGGUCUAUGUUAGAGACACCCUCUGUA